This is a messenger RNA of Pimephales promelas (fathead minnow), 3421 nucleotides long. It is a transcript of the gene fzd10, whose product is annotated as frizzled class receptor 10. Gene Ontology annotation, molecular function: transmembrane signaling receptor activity; Wnt-protein binding. The record is from RefSeq and is a predicted model, not a curated record. NCBI's taxonomy places the organism in Eukaryota, Metazoa, Chordata, Actinopteri, Cypriniformes, Leuciscidae. Gene Ontology annotation, biological process: non-canonical Wnt signaling pathway; canonical Wnt signaling pathway. Gene Ontology annotation, cellular component: membrane.
ACUCUCCUUUCUCUUCACUCUCUUCCCACAAUGGUCGGAGCGUGAAAAUCGCCAGUUGUAGAGAGAAAGGGGACACAUCUCGACUGGAAAGCCAUUGAAUCCUUUUGGUUGUCCUCUGCGAGAGAUUUAUCGCUGACUUGCGCCGAAAAGUGUUUCGUAGGCUAAAUCAUCAGAGGGAUUUCGUCUGAAAGAGAAAACAACAACAAUAACAAAUGGUUAGUAAUUUACUGUGUGAUCCUGUGGUAAAGUGGUGACGAAGAUUUGGGUCUGCACAGCCAGAUCCGCACGGUUUAAGGAUAAUCAGUGUGUCAGUUUGGGCUUUCUUAUGUAAAACAGCUGUCUUUGAAGGCGGAUCUUUUGGCAGGUUAGUUCAGGACGGUGGCGGACGAGCUCAGACACAGACAGCGCGCGAGGCAGUGAACAACUCUUGACGGAUAAACGGGGUGUCUGGAGACGAGCUAAAGUUAAUAUUCACACGUUUACCAAGAGGAUUCGUUCAUUUUUAGAUGACUGGGAUAAAAUGACGCCGUGCCUUCAGUUUGGAUACACUUUACGGAGGAUGAAUGGGGAAAGUAGCGCGAGAGCGAGUUGAAAAGUAAGUGCACUUUCGUGAGGGAAACGGACCGUCGACAUUAUCAAACAGGAGUGGACCAUAAGAGCGUUAGAAGAAGGAAUUAUCAUCUUUGAAUUAGGAAUAAAAAAAACUGUGUGAAACCUCUCUGUAUGGGGAAACCUUACUAAUAUUUCUCAUCUAUCUAAAGAUUUUUUGACUGAACUGACUGCUUGGAAUCUGAGUUACUGACUCAGUUUGAUUGAUGCGCUAAUUCAACCUCAUCCUUCUUCUAAUUUUUUGGGGGAUACAAUAACUUUUUUCAGCUACAAUUACUAAGAGUGACAAUGAAACAACUUUUGUAGUAAAAAUACAAAGCUCUUUUUGAAAGAAUUAUCCACGCUACAUGAGUUAAUAUUGAAAGACAAUGUUUGCUGCAAAUGUUGGACUUGUGCUGCUGUGCACGGCUGGAUUUUGUUCCGCUAUCAGUUCCAUCGACCAGGACCGACCAGGUGAAGGAAGAUGCCAGGAGAUUGCUAUUCCACUCUGUAAGGAUAUUGGCUACAACUUGACAGUUAUGCCGAACUUAAUGGGACAUGAAGAUCAAAGCGAGGCAGCCAUAAAACUGCAUGAGUUCGCUCCACUGAUUGAGUUCGGCUGCCACAGCCAUCUGAAGUUUUUCUUGUGCUCACUCUAUGCUCCCAUGUGCACGGAGCAGGUAUCCACACCCAUCCCAGCAUGCCGAAUAAUGUGCGAGCAGGCAAGGCAGAAGUGUUCACCCAUCAUGGAGCAGUUUAACUUCCACUGGCCUGAGUCACUGGACUGUUCCAGACUGCCAAAUAAGAAUGACCCCAAUUACCUCUGUAUGGAGGCACCUAACAACGGCACAGACGAGCCCCCAAAAGGAUUCCACACUCAGUCACCAGACUCCCGACCCCCUCGGCCAGGUAACAGCCAAGAACUGCCUAUUAAAGAGAGGGUUGGUAAGGCGACAUGCAGCAACCCUGGAAAGUUUCAUUAUGUACAGAAGAGUGAGUCCUGUGCCCCCAAGUGUUACUCCAAUGUCGACGUGUACUGGAGCCAGGGUGACAAGCGCUUCUCCAUGGUGUGGAUCGCCAUUUGGUCCAUCCUGUGCUUCAUCUCAAGUGCCUUUACCGUCCUAACCUUCCUCAUCGAUCCACAGCGCUUCAAGUAUCCUGAGCGGCCCAUCAUCUUCCUGUCAAUGUCUUACUGCGUCUACUCAGUGGGCUUUCUCAUAAGACUUUUUGUGGGGGUGGAAAACGUGGCCUGUGACCGUGACAGUGGUGUUCAGUACAUCAUCCAGGAAGGCUUGGAAAGCACUGGCUGCACUAUAGUCUUCCUCAUUCUUUACUACUUCGGAAUGGCCAGUUCCCUAUGGUGGGUCAUUCUUACUCUCACGUGGUUCCUCGCAGCUGGGAAAAAAUGGGGUCAUGAGGCCAUCGAAGCCAACAGCAGCUACUUCCAUCUGGCAGCAUGGGCCAUACCAGCUAUUAAGACCAUCAUGAUACUGGUUAUGAGAAAGGUGGCGGGAGAUGAGCUCACAGGGGUCUGCUACGUGGGCAGCAUGGAUGUCAAAGCCUUGACGGGGUUUGUUCUUAUUCCCCUCUCUUGCUACCUCAUCAUUGGCACUUCCUUUCUGCUUUCAGGGUUUGUGGCACUCUUUCACAUCCGUAAGGUCAUGAAGACUGAAGGAGAGAAUACGGAUAAGCUGGAGAAGCUGAUGGUUAGGAUUGGCGUCUUUUCUGUGCUCUACACGGUCCCCGCCACUUGUGUCAUCGCCUGCUAUUUUUACGAGCGUCUCAACAUGGAUUAUUGGAAGAUUCUAGCAGGAGAGCGAAAGUGUACUGAAGACAGUAAGAGUGGCGAGGAGUGCGUGAUGAAGAGCUCCAUCCCAGCCGUGGAGAUCUUUAUGGUUAAGAUUUUCAUGUUGCUGGUGGUGGGCAUCACCAGCGGCAUGUGGAUCUGGACCUCCAAAACGCUGCAGUCUUGGCAAAACAUUUUCAGCCGCAAACUUAAGAAGAAGACGAGGAGGAAGGCUGCAUGUGUUUUCACUGGAAGUGGACCUUAUCUCAAGCCUCAUCCUGCACUCAAAGGACAUAAAACCAAGUACGAACCAGCAGGUCCUCCUGCAACUUGUGUAUGAGCUGGGCCUCUAUACACAUACGAAUGGCCAAGAAAUAAAUGCUGGACUUAGACAAACUGCUUUAUAAAUAGACAAGCCAGCAGAGAACACAACAUUGCUCAUAUUUAUUAUAUGCAAACUUCAGAUGCCCAACAGGUUUUAUUUAGUUCUUAAUGCUUGUACUACAUCUGAAACUUUGCAGACUUUGGGGACCAUUUUGUGAAACCAAGAAAAAGGGAAUGAGUCCCUAUUGCUGUCAUUGGGAUGCCUGUAUCUUGUCAUGUGCAAUAGUUGUUUCCCUUAGUGACAGAGAAAAAGGGACUCUGAUACUGUAGGGCUGUGAUUAAAGACAAUGAAAGGACUUGACAAACAAUAGGUGUGAAUGGCUCGGCUCCUCCGUGGCAUAGUCGUGUGGCUUUUCUAUGGAAAUGAAGGCCGUGUCAUAAACAACUGCAUUGACAUUGGAGUGCAGUUGCUCAAAAAGGCCUCGGCAGAGAAUGAACUGCCUAUUUUUAGGCUUUUUCAUGGAACAAAGUAAAUCUUUAAGCACUAAAUAUUGCCAACACAAAGAGAAAAACUUGUUAUUUGAGUUGUUUUGUACAGUGAGGUCAUGCCCCCUGGUUUGUUUUGUUAUACCAAGCUCUUUUUAAUGUCCUACAUACAUUUGUGUAUAUUUCUAAAGGUUCAUAUUUUAUAAGAAUAAAUAAAACAUUUUAGUUUUAAAUGUU